Molecule: messenger RNA, 2130 nt
Organism: Astrephomene gubernaculifera
Lineage: Eukaryota; Viridiplantae; Chlorophyta; Chlorophyceae; Chlamydomonadales; Astrephomenaceae
Source: the annotation of a GenBank genome assembly
AGUUCCUUGUACAUGUACAUACGUAGCGUCCAGUGCGUGAACAGAGCCCAGCUAGAAGGCAUUGUUACGCACACAUCGACAAAGAGCGCGUGCAACUUUCGAGGAUAGUCGAUUCACAACUUGGAUAUACUAGACUAUGCAGGUGUUUAGGGAGAAGGCACUGCUUGAUGUCGCAUACAAACAGGGCCGCCCAUGCUUCAGCGAGGAAGCAACUAAGCCGGUUCUCAGCAGUGCGUUAUUUCAAGCGGAAAAGCUAUCUCUUGUGGGGAAGCCGGGCUUCGAGGAGUUCAACGCAGCAAAGGAGGAGCUAAUGGACGUUUUGACCGGGAGCGAAUGCCCGGUGCAGCAGACUGUACUGUACGAGCCUGGAAAGGCAAGGGCUGUACACUCCGUGAAGGAGAUCAGGGAUGCUCCCCUUCACCAGCAUCUAGCCGAGGUCACUGGCAGCAUAGACGACGGCCUGAUCAGAUAUUGCGGCAACCUGACCCUGGUGCAUGCACUGCGGUAUGGCGGUGGUGCGACACAGGGGCCAAUCUCGGAUGCCGAGGCGCUGAACCCAGGGCGAAGUGAGAGGGCGGAGCGGUUUGCCAGGGCAUUGCGGGCCUCGCUACCACACCUGUUCGCUACAGACACCUAUCUCGACCGUGCUGGCGUGGGGGCAACGGAGGUCUACCAUGGGCUCAACACCGCGGUGUGCGAUAUGCUAGCAGGAAGCAAGGGCUCACUGACGGGGUCGCAUGAGGAUUAUCCCAUGGCGGCACCAAGUGUAAUCGUGGUUCUCAAGGGCCACAAGCUUGUGUGGAUCGCUCCCGGCUCAUUCCGCACCCUGAUUGAGAACCCUAAGUACAAAAAGGCGGACAUUGACCUGUUGGUGCGGUCCAUGAGCACGGUGGACCCAGCGCUCCUAGCGUCUCUGUGCUCUGUGUUUGGCGGGGAGGUAUUGGAGCUCAGAGACAAUGAGGUCGGGGUGGUGCCGCCCUGCUGUGUCCAUGCGGCAUACAACGUGGAUGCAACGGUAUCCGUAAAUUACACGGUUUGCAGCCAGGCGCAGUGGCUGGCCUGCGUGCAGGCGACUGCCUUGACCUGCCAGGAGGAACGUGCCGCUGCAGCGGCAGCGGCAGCUGCAAAGCUGGUCGGCAGUAAGGACGAGGGGCUCGUCCAGGAGACUGCUCAGCGGCUGCUGCGGCGUGCUGCAGAGACCGGGGGUUCGGAGAGCUUCGAGGGGUGCGUGGUCCUUUUCAACAAGGGCUACAUCGCGUGGAUGGAGAACCGCAUCAGGGCGGAGGUGGCAGUAGCAAAAGCGCUGCAGAAGGAGGAGGGUGGCCUUGCCCGCAUGGGUGAGGGCUUGACUGCUCUAUACAAGCGCAGGCUGGAUUCCACGGUGCGCAUUGCCACCAUCCGGUCUUUGCUGGAGGAUGGAGGCGGGGUCAACUCUCUGCUGGCGACCGGAGCCACUGUCCAGUGGCGGCAAAAGAUGUGCAGUUUGCUGGGGGGCAUCGCAACACCAGCUAGCACGGCUCAGGCUGGCGGGAGCUCCAACAGCUCGGGAACCUGCGUGGAGAGCAAGCAGCGUGGGGAAGGCGGUGUGCGGGGUCGAAAGAGGAAGUGCAUGGCCUAGGGGGAGGUGGCAUGUACAAUGCAUGGGAGGCAGGAGUCAUGGUAGGUCAGGCUAGGUUAGACAGGGUAGGCUAGGUUGGGUUAGGCUAGGCUAUAGGUAGGUGUGUGCCGGGCCAAACAUGCUGUGGUGCCGAAUGUAUUGUGUGCCAGCAUCGUGUCACCACGGCCGCUUACAGCGGGUCCGCCGGCAUGGCUUAGGCUUUAAAAUGCUUUAUUAGACAGCGUGCAGAGCUCGCGGGUGCACUGUUGGCGUGCGUAGGUGCGUGUGUGUGCAGGACCAAACAUGACUUGACUUGUGCAUGCUGGGCCUAAGGUACUUUGUAUCAUGCCAGUCUCGUGGCACCACGGCAUGCAGACACGUAGGUAUAGAGCAGUAUGUAUUGUAGGGUUACGCUAUGGUUAGGUAGGCCUGUCCGUGCAGUGUAUGUUAACUUAAAUAUUGGCAAAAUAUUGGCCAUGCUGGCAUGAGGGGCCGGUUUCUUCGUAUGAGAGUCGUGUGGUGAUGUGGUGGCG